UAAUCUAGAUGUAAUGCACAUUGAGAAAAACAUUUGUGACAACAUCAUAGGAACUUUGAUGAAUAUCUUUGGCAAAACUAAAGAUCAUCCUAAUGCACGUCGUGAUCUUUUCAAUCUCAACAUAAGGAAGGAGUUACACCUUAUUCAGGAUGGACAACGCAUUAGCAUGCCACAUGCAUGUUAUACACUGUAUGGAGCUGAGCGGAUUGGUUUUUGUAGUUGGUUGCACGAUGUGAAAUUCCCAGAUGGUUUCGCUUCGAACAUCGCCAGAUGUAUUAGUGUACCUAAUUGCAAAAUCUCGGGAAUGAAAAGUCAUGAUUGUCACAUUUUUAUGCAAAGAUUACUUCCUACUGCAAUUUCUGGAUACUUACGCCAAGAUGUACGAUUGGCACUAACUGAGUUGAGCACUUUUUUCAAAGAAUUGUGUGCUAGAACAUGUAAGAUUGAUGUCUUAGAGAAGCUUCAAGCUGAUAUCGCUAUCAUUCUAUGCAAACUGGAGAUGAUUUUUCCGCCUACCUUCUUCGAUAUAAUGGUGCACUUAGCCUACCAUUUGCCACGUGAGGCGUUACUUGCAGGGCCAGUUCAAUAUAGGUGGAUGUACCCUUUCGAGAAGUAUUUUGGAAAAUUCAAGAGAUAUGUUAAGAAUAAGGCCUACCCAGAAGGCUCAAUAGCUGAGGCCUAUAUUCAUGUAGAAUGCUUGAAUUUUUGUUCCAUGUACCUCAAUGAUAUUGAGACCAGAUUCAAUCCUCCUGAACGUAACGUUGAUGAAGGAGAAGAGGGUGUACGAGAUGGACUAUCUGUUUUUUCACAAAAGGUGCGCCCCAUGGGUUUUGCAUCACGUCACCGAUUAGAUGAUAACAUUUUCAUAAAAGCCAGAUGGUAUGUUCUUAAUAAUUGCAUAGAGAUUGGGAAAUACCUUAAUGAGCAUUACUUGCAGGUGAGUGAAGAGUAUCCCGAUAAUGCUGAUAAUAUGCAUGCUGCAAAAUUCCCAGGCUGGUUCAAGUCACAUAUUCAAAGUAUGCGUGCUGAUAAUCCUGGAGAAGUUUCAGACGAUUUAUAUGCCCUAGCAUGUGGUCCUGAUCCUUGGGGUGCGUCCUAUUCUGGUUGCAUAAGCAAUGGUAUAAGAUUUCAUACCACAAAUCGUGAAAAACAUCGUCGCACCCAAAACUCAGGUGUCAUGGUCAUUAGUGAACAACUAAGAUCCGAGAAGCUCGAGUUCUUUGGUAGACUAACAGACAUUUUGGAAGUCCGCUACAUGGGUUGGCGUCGUGUUUACUUAUUCAAAUGUGAAUGGUUUGACAUCUCUGAUUCCAAACGAGGGAUACGUGUGGAACAACAUCUUACUAGUGUGAAUAUGUCUCGUACAGCUUAUAAGGACGACCCUUUUGUUUUGGCAUGCCAAGCUUCACAAGUGUUUUACCUAAAAAAUCGUAGCAUCCGUGGUGAUUGGUAUGUAGUGCAAAAGGUCAUACAUAGAAAUGUUUAUGACCUUCCACGAGAACCCCUUAUUGAAGAUGACGCAUCUGAUUCUAGCGAUGAUGCAUACCAAGAGGAUAAUUCUAGCGAUGUUUACGUGAGUGUCCAUGCUGAUGACAUUCCACUGCAAACAGAUAUGCACAGGCCUAAUGUAGAGCCAGAGUAGGUUGAUGUU
Messenger RNA from Carya illinoinensis, 1651 nucleotides. RefSeq lists its product as uncharacterized. The record is from RefSeq and is a predicted model, not a curated record. NCBI's taxonomy places the organism in Eukaryota, Viridiplantae, Streptophyta, Magnoliopsida, Fagales, Juglandaceae. Bases 14 to 1642 code for a protein of 542 amino acids. The transcript has 3 exons.